This is a messenger RNA of Hyaloscypha bicolor E, 207 nucleotides long. RefSeq lists its product as uncharacterized. The record is from RefSeq and is a predicted model, not a curated record. The transcript has a single exon. The annotation marks the transcript as partial. NCBI's taxonomy places the organism in Eukaryota, Fungi, Ascomycota, Leotiomycetes, Helotiales, Hyaloscyphaceae.
AAGGUCCAUAAGCAAGAAUACUCCCUCAUAUUUCAGGUUACACGUGAUUACCUUCCUAUUCCGGGAGCAGAGGUUAACGUUAAGCGAUUAUUUAAUAUUAUAAGAGAGAUAUUAGGGUUAAGACGUACUUUAAUAUCUAUAGAGACUUUGAGGGCAUUAGUCUUAUUAAAGGACUAUAUCCGUCGUGAAGUAGCUAGACAAGUUUAG